AUGCAAAGGAGGAAAGAAAGUCAUAGGAAGACGAAAGUCACAGGAAGACGAAAGUCACAGGAAGACGAAAGUCACAGGAAGACGAAAGUCACAGGAAGACGAAAUUCACAGGAAGACGAAAGUUACAGGAAGACGAAAGUCACAGGAAGACGAAAGUCACAGGAAGACGAAAGUCACAGGAAGACGAAAGUCACAGGAAGGCGAAAGUCACAGGAAGACGAAAGUCACAGGAAGACGAAAGUCACAGGAAGACGAAAGGGUUUACCGAAGCGUCUUCUCUUCUUCUCCGAUCAACGGUGGCGCGAUCUCUCUUCACACUCUCACCGCCUUCGCUUCCUCGUCUUCUCCGAUUCCUUUUCCGAUGAUCUCCGCCGCUCCAUCUCAGCUUCUUGCUUCAAACCAUGUUUGCUCACUCAUUCUUCUUCUUCACGUUCGAUACUGCAUUUGGUGUUGAUUGAUAUGCUGCGUUUCGAAGUCAAUGAAGAUUGUUGUUGUUGUUGUUGUGGAUUUUCGUUGAAUAUGAUGCAGCAACUUGGAGAUGCAGAAGAUUGGUGCGUUGAAACGGUUUCAUAUAUGGGAUUGAGACAAUGA
Vicia faba (fava bean) is the source of this 591-nucleotide messenger RNA. The record is from the annotation of a GenBank genome assembly. NCBI's taxonomy places the organism in Eukaryota, Viridiplantae, Streptophyta, Magnoliopsida, Fabales, Fabaceae.